This is a messenger RNA of Ornithodoros turicata, 828 nucleotides long. RefSeq names its product SOSS complex subunit B2-like. Gene Ontology annotation, cellular component: SOSS complex. Gene Ontology annotation, biological process: double-strand break repair via homologous recombination; response to ionizing radiation; mitotic cell cycle checkpoint signaling. The coding region runs from base 248 to 790 and encodes 180 amino acids. Lineage: Eukaryota; Metazoa; Arthropoda; Arachnida; Ixodida; Argasidae. The record is from RefSeq and is a predicted model, not a curated record. The transcript has 7 exons. Gene Ontology annotation, molecular function: DNA binding.
UCGCUAGGGUGGCUAGGGACUUGCGGUGACGACUGACGAGUGACGUGCGCGUGACGAUAUCUGAAUGGCGGUGAUGAGCUCCCGAGUGAGCUGAUAAGAACUGCACAUAGAAAUAACUAGCAACAACAAACUAGCGUUCGACAGAAACUGACGUCAUUUGCACUGUACCAGAGCGCAAUGCCGAACGGUGCCUAUCUGUAGUGUCGCAGCUAAUAGAAAAGGCGCGUUUUCACUUGAACGUCGGGAGAUGGAUCCCACUUCAAUUCGCGACUUGAAACCCGGAAUGAAAAAUUUGAAUAUAGUCUUCAUCGUGUUGGAUAUUGGUCGGCCGAACACGACGAAAGAGGGGCAUGAAGUGAGAACCUGUCGCGUCGCCGACCGCACAGGCUCCAUCAACGUGUCCGUCUGGGAUGAACCUGGCACCUGCCUUCAACAAGGGGACAUAUGCAAACUGACCAAAGGUUACGCAUCACUGUGGAAAAGCUGUUUGACUCUCUACACAGGAAAAGGAGGAGACAUUCAGAAAAUUGGCGAAUUUUGCCUUCCGUUCAGUGAGACUCCGUUUAUGAGCGAGCCUAACCCUGAAUUCCUGCAGCAGCUCCAAGCCAAAUUGUUGAAUGCAGGGAUGGAGCAACGGCAAUCCCCCGCAGGCGGAGACACACCAUCUCCAGCAGGCAAUGGCCAUCCCAGCGGUCGUCGCCUGGUGCCUUACAGCGCAAUGCGCAUGCCAGUUCCCAGCCACAACAAUGGCUUUGCGGCCCCGGCCAAGCCUCGACCCAUCCGGAGAUAGCUCGGAGUGACUGUGUUGAGAUAAAUGAGUGUGUGGAA